This is a messenger RNA of Colletotrichum destructivum, 1116 nucleotides long. RefSeq names its product Putative short-chain dehydrogenase/reductase SDR, NAD(P)-binding domain superfamily. Gene Ontology annotation, molecular function: oxidoreductase activity. Bases 78 to 896 code for a protein of 272 amino acids. Gene Ontology annotation, cellular component: cytoplasm. The transcript is spliced from 2 exons. The record is from RefSeq and is a predicted model, not a curated record. Gene Ontology annotation, biological process: secondary metabolic process. Lineage: Eukaryota; Fungi; Ascomycota; Sordariomycetes; Glomerellales; Glomerellaceae.
GUUCUUCCGUUACCUCCAGACCUGAUAAUCCAAAGUCAAGCCGGUUCAACCUCUUACUCCUUACUCAUCUGGACACCAUGUCUUCCAAGCGCAUUCUGCUCGUUACCGGUGCCAAUACGGGCAUCGGAUACGAAACCGUCAAGGCCUUGCUUCAAUCCGAACGGCCGUACCACAUCAUUCUUGGAUCCAGGUCUGCAGACAAGGGCGAAGCUGCCAUCGCCCAACUCAAAACGGAAUUCUCAUCCUCUAUCAGCUCCCUGGAGCUCAUUCAAGUCGACGUCGCCAAUGACGAUUCUAUUCUCAAGGCGUUCCAGACCGUCAAGGACAAACACGGGGUCCUCGAUGUUUUAGUAAACAACGCCGGCGCUUCUCAUGACUUUACCCCUCAAACCUACGACCCAGAUGAUAUCAAAACUCUCCGUCAAAACUUCAACAAAUCAUACGAUGUCAACACUUCCGGCACCCAUGUGAUCACUCACGUAUUCGCCCCACUUCUCCUCAAGUCUACCGAUCCCCGUGUUUUGUUCGUCACCAGCGGGCUUUCAGACCUCCAUGGCUUGGAGACGCUUGGUUUGUCCCCGCUUCAGCCUCAUAGCGUUACGCCGGCCGGUUGGCCAAAACCAUACACCAUGCAGGCAGGGUACCGCUCGAGCAAAGCCGCGCUCAACAUGGUCAUGCUGAACUGGCACUGGUUGCUCAAGGCCGACGGCGUGAAGGUGUGGUGCAUUUCCCCGGGUUUCUUGGCCACCGGCCUGGGAGGAAAUCCUGAGUUACUCAAGAAGAUGGGCGCGGGGGAACCAAGCGAAGGAGGAAACUUGAUCAAAAAGGUAGUGGAGGGCGAACGAGAUGCUGAUGUCGGUAAAGUUGUCAACAAAGGCGGAAUCCAGUCUUGGUGAGGUUUGAAGGGCGUCACCAGAGACCAGCCAAUAAACCGAUAGCAAGGGGAAGCAUUUCUUGGUUCAGAAGAAAGCUGUAAAUCAACAGUGCAGUGUGCAAGUGGAAUGUUGUAUAUGGCGGGGAGAGGUAAUAGCUAAGACAGGCAAACUUAUGGUUGUGUAUUCUUUAGCCAGAAUUGGACGUUGCUGCCUAAACGUGACCCUCUUACGGCGUCCUCCC